Elaeis guineensis (African oil palm) is the source of this 282-nucleotide messenger RNA. The record is from RefSeq and is a predicted model, not a curated record. NCBI's taxonomy places the organism in Eukaryota, Viridiplantae, Streptophyta, Magnoliopsida, Arecales, Arecaceae.
AUGGAGGUUUCUCCAUUUGUUCGUCUGAGGUACCCAGGCACUGGUCCAUAUGACAAAUUCUUUGGUGAGGGCAUGUACGAGUGUGCUGGUUGUGGCACCCCACUUUAUAAAUCCACUACCAAGUUCAAUUCCCCUGAUCCUGAUGGAAGGAGAACGGAAAUAACUUGUGCAGCUUGUGGUGGGCAUUUGGGUCAUGUGUUUAAAGGGGAGGGCUUUAACAUGCCAACUGAUGAACGUCAUUGUGUCAAUAGCAUUUCGCUCAAGUUCACUACUGCCUGCUAA